This is a messenger RNA of Galeopterus variegatus (Sunda flying lemur), 990 nucleotides long. RefSeq names its product olfactory receptor 1J4-like. Lineage: Eukaryota; Metazoa; Chordata; Mammalia; Dermoptera; Cynocephalidae. The record is from RefSeq and is a predicted model, not a curated record. Gene Ontology annotation, cellular component: membrane. Gene Ontology annotation, biological process: G protein-coupled receptor signaling pathway. Bases 1 to 990 code for a protein of 329 amino acids. Gene Ontology annotation, molecular function: olfactory receptor activity; G protein-coupled receptor activity. The transcript has a single exon.
AUGUCAUAUGGCACUAGAAACAGGACAGAUGUGACUGAAUUUGUCUUAUUGGGCUUGUCCAGCUGGCUGGAGAUGCAGCCAGUUAUUUUUGGUAUUGUCCUUACCAUGUACUUGGUUGCAGUUAUGGGCAAUGCCCUAUUAGUAAUUGUUGCCCACUUGGACUCCAAGCUUCAGACCCCCAUGUAUUUCCUGCUCAGCCAGCUUUCCUUUAUUGACAUAUUUCUGACAACCAUCACGGUUCCUCAAAUGCUGGUGCACACACUGUCUGUGAAUCGAACCAUCUCCUAUAAUUGCUGCAUGGUCCAACUGUUCUUCUUUAUGGCUGUGGGCAGCAUGGAAGGCCACUUGCUGGCUGCCAUGGCAUAUGACCGCUACAUUGCCAUCUGUGACCCCUUAAGAUACUCUGCCAUUGUCAGCCAUCGCCUCUGUUUGCGCAUAACAUUGACCUCAUGGAUGGUCGUCAGCCUCAAUAGCCUCCUUUAUAGUGUGUUGGUCACCCGCUUAACCUUCUGUGGCAACCAGGUCACCCAUUUCUUUUGUGACAUCACUCCCCUGCUGCAGCUCUCCUGUACCCGACCAGUGGUUAAUGAAAUGCUAAUUUUCACUGAGGGCGUAGCUGUGGUGGUCAGCCCCUUCUUCUUCAUUCUGGGUUCCUAUGCCCGCAUUGGCAUUGCCAUAGCCCGCAUGCACUCAGUUUCAGCCCUGCGCAAAGCUCUGUCCACCUGUAGCUCUCACAUCCUGGUUGUGCUGCUCCUGUAUGGCUCUGUGAUCCGCAUGUACCUCCGACCAUCCUCCAGCUACGACUUGGACCAGGACCGCCAGGUCGCCAUCUUCUACACAGUAGUUACCCCUACACUAAACCCAUUAAUCUACAGCCUCCGGAACCAGGAAGUUAAAGGAGCUCUGCGAAGGCUUUUCAAGAAACUCUGCGUCUUGGGAAACUUCCCACCUGGCUCACAGGCAAAGAAGGAAUGGCAGUACAUCUCCUGA